AUUCUGGCAUAUAUCAUCUACGAGAAAGUCAUCAACUUCUAUACACAAUUAUUAUACAAGCUUAUUCUUACAUAAAUACGCAUAACCAUCACCAAAAUGCCUCUCUUCUCUAGCCGCAAACCCGAAGAGGAAGUCGUAGAGGAGCAGCCCGUCCCCGAAAAGAGACACUCACACAGUCUCUUCGGCUCCCGUCAUCGCAGCCCCUCUCCUCCGGUCAGCGCUCGCACCAGCAGCACGAAUGGCUCGCGGCACUCAGACGGUACAUCCCCCUCGCGCCACCGCAGCGUACUCCAACGCACCUUCGGCCACGGGAACACGUCGAACCCGGACAUCGACCCGUCCAUCAUCCAAGCGCGCGAGCGCGUCAUGCAAGCCGAGACGGCGGAGCGCGACGCCGACCGAGCCUUGGAAUCCGCGCGCAUCCGCGUCCGCGAGGCCCGGGCCGAGGUCAAGAGGCUGGAGCUCGAGGCCGCUGAGGAGGCCCGCCGUGCCAAGAUCAAGCAGUACCACGCCCGCGAAGUCUCGAAGCGGGGCAAGCAGCUCGGCCGUCACGACGUUUAACCUGUGAUGCUUAAACCUCUCUUUAAACCUACAUGUAACACAUGCUUUAUCUGCCUGAUCUAUCUGUCUUGAAUUUCCUUGCAAUUAUGUACCAUAUCUGUCACGAAUCUUAUGCCUAGGAAAUGACCUGUGUUUGGUUGGAAACGAUAUCUACUUAUACCUUUGUAUUACUACCUUGUAAGCUUUAGCGCAGCAAUGUUAGAUAAAUGAUACCUCAGGACUAGAAACAAGAACUUAUUCGAGUACACCCAUCUCAAGGAACUCUUCUAGAUCUCUUGCCAAUUCCGCUUGGUUUUAUGUUCCUCUCGCCCCGAGUAUAAGUGCUGUUGGUGCGUAUCCUAGUCCUAAGCC
Messenger RNA from Annulohypoxylon truncatum, 912 nucleotides. RefSeq lists its product as uncharacterized. Bases 97 to 561 code for a protein of 154 amino acids. NCBI's taxonomy places the organism in Eukaryota, Fungi, Ascomycota, Sordariomycetes, Xylariales, Hypoxylaceae. The transcript is spliced from 3 exons. The record is from RefSeq and is a predicted model, not a curated record.